Ostrea edulis (European flat oyster) is the source of this 2508-nucleotide messenger RNA. RefSeq lists its product as uncharacterized. NCBI's taxonomy places the organism in Eukaryota, Metazoa, Mollusca, Bivalvia, Ostreida, Ostreidae. The record is from RefSeq and is a predicted model, not a curated record. Bases 40 to 2508 code for a protein of 822 amino acids. The transcript has 7 exons.
GGGCAUUAGUGUUACUUGUUUCAUGUUUGUUACAGGAGCAUGCUGUUGGAUUUCAAGAACAUUGUAAAGGAAAUACUUUCAUGUUUCUUUUACUACUAUGUUCAACUUGAUAUUAAAUCCAGUUUCCCAAGAAAGAUUGCUGUGACAGUACAAUAUCCUAGUGGGACAGUCAGACGCAUUGUAAAAGAAGAGAAGUAUUUGAAAAUUUGCAAGGCCAUUUCCAGAGGACAAAACGUGGAGGAACAGAUCAUCCAUACCCUGUCAAAAUCAAAUCCUGAAGAAGUGAUUAAGGGAGCCUCACGUAUAGUAGGUGCUGAAGCCAGAACCAUAUGUAAAAGAAAUUCUGGAUCCCAACUGCAACAAAAAGAUUACACAGAUUUCAUGUCGUUUUCCUGGGACAAACUCAACCAAGAGCUUCAAGUCAGAGCACCACAUUCACUUCAGAUCAUAUCAGCAAUCGUUAGUGACACUCCAAGCCAAUUGAACUAUGUCCAUACAUUGUGUACAGUUGCUUCUGCACUCCAUUCUCGAAGUCUUCAGAUGUCAUUUUUGCAUUAUGCAGUGGGCUUCAUUCUGACUCAUGGUGGAUGUACAAAUCGAGAUGUUGAAAGACUGUGUCGUUUAGGAUUGAGUGUGUCACCAUCAUCAAUCCAGAGAAAACUUACCUCAUGGCAUGAGUAUGUUGAUAAAGAACUGAUAGAGGUGAAAAAUGAAUGGAUGUCAGGAGACCAUUAUAAGCGAUAUCAACUGGUUGGUGAUAAUUGGGAUAAAGAUAUAGUUCCCUCUUACAGGACAACAGAGAGAGGCACAUUAUCAUUACAUCUGUUCAAUGUCAUAGCUGUGGUUGAUAGAGUACCAGUUCAAAGGGGUCAGAGUGUGGAUGAUCUGAGGAACAAUCCUGAGCCAGUCUUGUAUUUGCCAACUAUACCGGAGCAGAGAGUCCUGGAAGAUGAGCUGGUAUUCUUAUUUGCAACAUCGAUCAUACACAAUAUACCAGUGAUGGAACAGUUGGAGGCCAUUUAUCCUUCUUACAUUGAGCAUCCUUACAGUGCUUAUGCAGGAAUAAAAACCAAACAGUAUUCCCUGGGCUUGUAUGACUGUGAUGAGAAGAAAACCACAGAUAUGAUCCAACUAUUGCAGUCAUUACAAAACAAGUAUGCUUUGUCACAUGGUGAUGGAUCAUUCAAGGAACCUGUAUUUUUUGGAGGAGACCGUCUCACUGAUGAACGAGUCCAGUGUGCUCAAGCUGCAAUGAGGAAUGGGCAAACUCCCUCUGAUAGACUUGAAGGGUUCAUUUCUAAGAUUGAGGAUUUUCAUCGGCUCAUGAACUUCCUUGAGGCAAUCCACAAACAGACUUACUCCACCGAUUCUGCAUCAGAUAGGGGAACUCUUCACUACUACAGAAACCUUACCAAUGCAAGAGGAGCAAAGGGGAAAGUAAAGAAUGCGUACAGGGAUUAUAAAAUGCUGUACAACGCCGUCCUGGAUGCAAUUUGUAGCUUGAUAUUUUUGAAAGAAUCUGGAAUGAAUGAUUUGGAGGGAGACUUUCUUUUCCCAGAUGAUUUCCCUAAUUUUUCAUCUAGAGACAAAAUCAUGUGGUUUAAUGAUCUGAUAAGGCCAAUGAUUCAGAAAUACUUUUUUGAUUCCAAAACAGACAUUUUUGAUAACAUGAGGGAAAUUGUAAGUGACCAAACACAUCCAGAAAAUUACUGGAUUUCUAAUCUUCAGGACGGCCGUUUCAAGUGUCAUCAUUGUGACAAAACAUAUGCUCAAGUUGGCAGUUUACAGGUUCAUGAGAAGAAAAUCCAUCAAGUAGAUAUUCCCAAACCAAGGAAGAAGAAAUAUGUACCAGAGGAUGAGUUAUAUGACUACAUUUUAAGUGUAUUCAAACUUGUGAUUUUACACAAAAAUUUAGACACAGCAGUAGAUAUGGCCGAUGGACCAAGAAGUGUGAGAUCAGCAUCAUAUGAACUACCAUUAUACAAUAAAACUAACAAAACCAAGUAUUUAAUUGGAUCGAUACAUUUGGCUGCUCUUACAAAAGAAGGAACUCUUCCCUGUGAACUGCGCGAGACUCUUAUUGCUAACCGAUUCGUUAAUCUUCAGGGUGGACGAAGUAACAACUUAGCUUUAGAUGAAUAUGUAGAACUUCUAAAUAGAGACAGCAAAAUAGUUUGCAAUGGAUACCAAACGAAAGAGAGUAUCAUGAGACACUCCAAGGAAUUCCCAUUACUGGUGAACUUCGUCAAGCAUUUAGAAGCUGUGUCAGACAUUCGGGGUCGAAAAGGAUUUCACACCAUUCCCUCCUACAAAGGAGACGUUCAAAGAAUUUUGAAAGACCUCCAAGAAAUAGAGGCACUGAGUGUACAUCCUGGCAGGAAAUUACAAUGCAGGAAAUUGACAUGUGACAAAGACAUUUACAGAUAUUGUGAGCAAGGUCUGUCAAACCUCAUAUAUAGACAUCAGCCUGUGUCUCCCUAUUGUCGUCUACGAAAUCCUACAUUUUGA